GGAGGCAGGUGAAAUGUGGCCCGACAGGUCUGAUGGGAAUACAGAGAGACACGCAUAAGGAGUCAGAGAGACAGGCAGGGAGGUUGCUGAUUGACUGACAAGCCUGUCAGCCUGCUGGAUUUAGGAACAGUCUGGCUGGAAGUAGUACAAUGGCAUAUUUGUGUUUGUGUUGCAGAGUGUGGAACUGGAUUGCACCUGGUCAUUACACUGACUGAGAGGGCACCUUGUGGCCCUGUGGACUCCCACCACCACCACCAGGCUUGACCGAGGGUGGAAUUUCCCUCUUCUUCCCCUGGCUGGAGCCGGGGGCAGAUGGUCGCUCUGAGACUUUGAGCAGAACUCAGGAAGGAGAGUGAGAGGAAGGGUGGGAGGAGGGUCAGAGAGGGAGACGGAGAGGAAGAGAAGUGAGGAGUGGACAGAAGAGGAGACAUGCUUCGCUACGGUUCAGGACAAACGGUUUCCACCACCACAACAACAGAGGACUCGGUAGAGACUUCAAGUGAGAGGAGGAUCAAACGUCUCAGGUUAACUCUACAUGCGGGAGAUCAUGGAAACAACAAGCCAAAAACAACGAACUCAGACACAGCUGAGAAAGAAAAAGAUGUCCAUGGGGCAUGGAAGAAGAAGAAUGGGCUUAUCCAAAGAGAGAGGCCAGCUGGCAGGGAGUCACCUCAGCAGCACCUCAGAGACAUGACCAAUGGGGUGCCGGAGUCCUCGCUGCAGCAUCACGGGCCCAAAGUGUACGGCGUAGUGCAGAGGACGGGCUCGGACAGACAGCAGGAGGUGAUGGCACGAGAGUGGACAGUCAAUCACCUUCAUGAUGAGAUGAGGUACAUCAGGGAGGUGAGAGAUUCUCUGGAGAAGGUGAGAGAGCGCAUGUACGGGCAGUUUGGAGGAAUGCAGCAAUCAAUGCAGAAGCUUUCACAAGAAAUCAGGGCUGCCAACUCACAUCGGAGGAGCCUGGAGUCAGAGGUGAGGAUAAGGACGGAAGCCAUGGAGAGCUUUGAUCAGAUGAACAGCUCCCUCAUAUCUGCCAACAUCGGCCUGCAGAAAUCCCUUCUGGAGCACUGUCAGAACAGAGUGGACACGAAAGAGGAGGUGAAGAGUUUGCAGAGCGCCUGUAAGAAAACACAAGAAAAGCUCAGAGACAAAGAGAGGGAGCUGGCCACUGUGCAGGCUGAAAACCAGACGUUGAGACUACAGGUGGAGUCUUCACAGGAGGCCAACACUCAGGCGCUGCAGGAGCUCUCAGUGAAGCUACAGAGGGAGUACGAAGAAAAGCUGCUGGAGGAACAACGGAAACACAGGGAGGAGAUUGAAAACCUACAGGCCCAACUUAAUGAGUACAUCAGGCGACUGGAGGAAGCAGAGAGAAACAUCAGGACUGCAGAGGCCAAGAUCGCCGAGAGGGAUCAGAGGAUCAUUGAAGUGGAGCGUCUGCUGGACUGUAUGGGAAAGGAAAAGAGUCAACUCCAGAAGAAGCUGCAGGAAUGUGAUCAGCGUCUCCGCUUGAUGGAGUUGACGUACACAGCUGAUGCAACUGUAGCCAAAAGGUCCAAAGAGCUGCAAGGUGAAGCGGUAGAUCUCCGUGAGAGAAUCAAACACUUGAACGACAUGGUGUUCUGCCAGCAGAGGAAAGUCAAAGGAAUGAUCGAAGAGGUUCAAUCACUGCGAGCUCAAGUCGCUCAGAAGGAUAUGUUCAUCUCAGAGCUUCUGGACAGAAUUGCAAUAAUUGAGUGUGAGAAUAAUGAAUUAGAAGACAAGCUGAAGUAUUUUGUGUCCACACAGAGUAGGCCACGGGAGGUUUUGGAAACCAGGGAGAUAGGAGUAGGGUGUGAUCUGCUCCCCAGACAAGAAGCACAGAGGCAUGAUGUUGAAACUCCUGUUCUGUGUGAACCAAGUCAUCUCCAUCCCAUACAACUCCCAACACCUGUUCAGCCUCCAUCACCAGUGAAACCUUCAUCACCCACCCAACCUCUAUCACCCACACAGUGUCCAUCCCCCUUACAACUUUCAUUCUCCACACAACCUCCAUCCCCCACACAACCUUCACUCCCGCCAUCUCCCAUUCAGCAUCCAUCUCUCUACCUGACAACCCCCACCCAACCAAGGAUGUUCAAGUCUAAUAACCCUCCACCCAGCAGGCUGGAGUCUAGUUUACUGAAGUACACUCCUGUUGAAUACAGCCGUUUCCUGCAGUCCAGCCCCUCAGUACCGAGCGGGACGCUCCCCUACACCUGCCCGACUGAUCCUGAACCUCCUUUGAGCCCGGUCCAGUCCGGGAGAGAUGAGUUGGACGCUGAAGCAAACACAAAUACGCACUCAAAUGCGGAGGAAUCCACUUCAUCCCCGUCCUCUCCUCGAGCGAGAUCAAGAGCACCACAAGUUUAUACACCGUUCAUGAAACUUAUGGAAAUGACAGCAAAGAUAAAUAUAGACAAAUCACCCUCACUUGGCUGUGACAAGAAGAAGAGCUGCGUUACACUGUCCUGUGCAGUGGGGGGCGUUCGAGCUCCACCUCUUAUUUUCGAUAUCCGCGUAAGAAGAAGAACCCGACUUCGAAAAGUCUCACGUAGAAGAAGGCAACCUCCAGCCCUAACAGAGCGCCAGGGACAGGUGGGAGACCUGAGAAACCAGAGCAGAGAAGAGCUCCAAGAACUGCUGCUGCGACAGGAAAAGAUACUCUCUAACACGAAGUUAUUGCAGACUCUUCCUGACAAAGGGAAAAAGAUAUCAGAAUUUGCGGAGAAAGUGCGUCUUGCCAUUGAACACAACAAUGAAGAGGAGAGGAGACAGAGCUUGGUGUCUGCUGCCAGGACAGAGUUAAAGUUCAAGUACCAGCAGGCUUUCACUAUGCGAAAACAUCCCAUCCCUAACACACCAACAGCCUCACACCAAAACAGGCAAAGUGAGGCUGCUGCAGCUGAUAUGGUACAUGAGAGGGAGACCUCACCUGACUCAGCUCAUGUGCAGGAAAACACAACUUUGGACCAGCAACAGGACCAGUUUGUCUCCAGAGCGGCUGCUCAUGAAACCAUGGAGACGGCUGCUGCUGGGGCCUCUCUGAACUCUGAUGAGACAAAGGAGAGUGACCUUUUGGAGGCCUUGGAAAGGGUCAGACUGUCUGAAACUAGUACUGUUUUCAGUAGCCAGUCCAAAGACCCAUUAAACAGCACGGCAAGAGACAAUUACUUUCUGAGAAAGCAGUCACCAAAAAAGCCUCACUAUGUAACUGUCCUGGAAAAAACAGAGAGAACUUCAGCUCCCAGGAAGCAGAAAUUCAAACCAAAUCAGCUGCCCCACAGAAGUGACAUUUCUCCAUCAGGAUAUUUGUCACCCAGCCAGUCUUCUGAAGGCUCAUUGCUGCUCUCUGUCCAGGCCAGGAAGGAGCGGGACAGAAAACACCUGGACGACAUCACUGCAGCCAAACUCCCUCCUCUCCACCACAACCCAGCCCAGCUUCUGUCUCUGGAAGAGUCGGCUGUCCUCCUGAAAGAACAAACCAAGAAGCAGCAGGAGUUUCAGGCCAAGCUGGCAGCCCAGAAACUGUCUGAGGGAUUGAAGACCUCUAUGGGGAGCUACACUCCUGACGGUGGCCCCAUGGCUGCCUACAGAGAGGUUCAAGAUGAAGGAGCCCAGAUCUCCUCAGAGGAAGACUGAUCCUGGAAGGCCAGAGCUGGGGAAACCAGCGUGACCUUGGCCCUGGGGGAAACAGGCUUUGGACCUCGCAAUCAGGACCAAUCAAACAGGAUUUUCACUCCAAGGAGAGGAAUUCUUAACAGAGGAAAAGGGUCUUUCCUUGGAGUGAAGGCAUAGUUGGUAUCCCAGACGCAGGAAAUUGAAUGGCCGGCUGAGACACUAGCUCACUUAAUUGUCAUUCAGUUCGUAUUGGGAUAGGCUAUUACAGUGUCCUGCAGGAAUAAUACCUGUGGAUGACCAGGAGUCUUGAAUGCUGAAUUUGAAGCAUGUACAAUAUUAUGAGGCAAAUGCAGUAAUCUUUGCUUGAGAGUAUUGUACAUUGAAAUUUCUAUUUUAGUGUGUUAAUAAUUAUAAAGCUCAUGAACAGGUGGAGCAGACUGUUUUGGCACAAUAGUGACUGUUUACAGGUUUGUCUAGAAAAUAGACAGGAGCCUGCAGGUAGUUUUGUCAGAUGUAAUUAUUACAGAAUGUGUAACAAUUGAAUAAAUACAUCUGAUUCCCCAAAUGGUUGUGAUUGUGUAACGUCAGCUGAAAAUCUAAGUGUUUUCCUGAAUCACAGACACUGUGAAGUACCUCAUCAGCCCUUUUUAGUGUGGAUGAAAAUAUAUCUGUAAGAGCUGUCCUUUAAUUUCUCUUCACUAAUAUGAAAUUGCACU
Molecule: messenger RNA, 4355 nt
Organism: Xiphias gladius (swordfish)
Lineage: Eukaryota; Metazoa; Chordata; Actinopteri; Istiophoriformes; Xiphiidae
Gene: polr2m
Product: RNA polymerase II subunit M
Exons: 19
Coding region: 430-3660 (1076 amino acids)
Biological process (GO): intracellular signal transduction; transcription elongation by RNA polymerase II
Cellular component (GO): intracellular anatomical structure; nucleus
Molecular function (GO): transcription elongation factor activity
Source: RefSeq, a predicted model, not a curated record